AUGUCAAGAUUUCUAUGUUCUAUUAAUUUAUUUUCUUCUAAGAUAUAUCAAUCCAGUAUUAAAAAUCAGAAACUUUUUGAAAUUAAGCUAAUAAGAAAUAUUUGUUCAUCAAGACCACUAUUUAAAGUGAUAUCUAACCAGCCAUUGCGUGCCAAAGAAGCACAAGGUCCUAUUAAUCCUAAAUAUACAGUUGUUGAUCAUGAAUAUGAUGUUGUUGUUGUUGGUUCUGGAGGGGCAGGUUUAAGAGCAGCAUUUGGUCUUGCAGAGGCAGGAUAUAAUACUGCAUGUAUUACCAAACUUUUUCCAACACGAUCACAUACAGUUGCUGCUCAAGGUGGUAUCAAUGCAGCACUUGGGAAUAUGACAGAAGAUGAUUGGAGAUGGCAUAUGUAUGACACAGUUAAAGGUUCAGAUUGGCUUGGAGAUCAAGACGCAAUUCAUUAUAUGUGCCGUGAAGCACCUCGUUCUGUAAUUGAGCUUGAGCAUUUUGGCGUACCUUUUUCAAGAACUAAAGAUGGGAAAAUUUACCAGCGUGCUUUUGGUGGUCAAUCUUUAAAUUUUGGAAAAGGUGGUCAAGCAUACCGUUGUGCAGCUGUUGCAGAUCGUACAGGACAUGCUAUUCUUCAUACACUUUAUGGACAAAGUUUAAAGCAUAACACUAAUUUUUUUAUAGAAUAUUUCGCUCUAGAUUUGCUUAUGGAAGGUGAUACAUGUGUAGGUGUUAUUGCUUUAAGUAUGGAAGAUGGAACUAUACACCGAUUUCAUUCUCACAAAACUAUUUUGGCAACUGGCGGCUAUGGAAGAGCAUAUUUUUCAUGUACUUCUGCACAUACAUGUACAGGUGAUGGGAAUGCUAUGGUGCAACGUGCAGGAUUGCCUCUAUCAGAUCUUGAAAUGGUUCAAUUUCAUCCUACUGGUAUUUAUGGUGUUGGAUGUUUGAUCACAGAAGGUUCUAGAGGAGAAGGAGGUUAUCUUGUAAACUCAGAAGGUGAACGUUUUAUGGAACGAUAUGCACCUACUGCAAAAGAUCUUGCAUCUAGGGAUGUUGUUUCAAGAUCUAUAACUAUAGAAAUUCGUGAAGGAAGAGGGACGGGUCCUUUAAAGGAUCAUAUACAUUUGCAACUAUCUCAUUUACCAGCAGAGGUAUUACGUGAACGACUUCCUGGAAUAAGUGAAACAGUAUCUAUUUUCUGUGGUAUUGAUGUUACUAAAGAACCAAUUCCUGUAUUACCUACUGUGCAUUAUAAUAUGGGAGGAAUACCUACAAAAUUUACAGGACAAGUAAUCACAUUAGAUAAUGAAGGGAAUGACAAAAUUGUUCCAGGACUUUAUGCAGCAGGUGAAGCAGCAUGCGUUUCUGUGCAUGGUGCAAACCGUUUGGGUGCAAAUUCAUUAUUAGAUAUUAUUGUAUUUGGUCGUGCAUGUGCUAAUCAUAUUAAAGAAACGCUUGAACCUAACACUCCAUGUAAACCUCUUUCAAACGAUGCAGGUCUUAAUUCUAUCAAGAAUCUCGAUAAACUAAGAAACGCUAAUGGGUCUCUUCCUACUGCAAAAAUUCGAUUGAAUAUGCAAAGAGUUAUGCAAACAGACGUUUCUGUUUUUCGAACUGAAGAAUCUUUGCAAAAGGGUGUAGAAAAUAUAAUCAAAGUUGACGAAAGCUUUAAAGACGUUAGAGUUACUGAUAGAGGUUUAAUAUGGAAUACCGACUUAAUAGAAACACUUGAAUUACAAAAUCUUUUAACUAAUGCAUGUCAAACAGCAUAUUCUGCAUUAGCUAGAAAAGAGUCUCGAGGUGCACAUGCACGUGAAGAUUACAAAGAGAGAGAUGAUGAAAAUUGGAUGAAACAUACACUAAGUUGGCAAGAUCCUAUAACAAAAAAAGUUACAUUAAGAUAUAGACCUGUUAAAUCUCAAACAUUGGAUGAGAAUGAAUGUAAACCAGUUCCUCCUUUUAAAAGAUAUUAUAUAAAUAGAUAUUUUGAAUCUUAA
Messenger RNA from Pneumocystis jirovecii RU7, 1989 nucleotides. RefSeq names its product succinate dehydrogenase [ubiquinone] flavoprotein subunit, mitochondrial. The record is from RefSeq and is a predicted model, not a curated record. Gene Ontology annotation, molecular function: succinate dehydrogenase (quinone) activity; flavin adenine dinucleotide binding; electron transfer activity. Bases 1 to 1989 code for a protein of 662 amino acids. The transcript is spliced from 10 exons. Gene Ontology annotation, biological process: mitochondrial electron transport, succinate to ubiquinone; tricarboxylic acid cycle. Lineage: Eukaryota; Fungi; Ascomycota; Pneumocystomycetes; Pneumocystales; Pneumocystaceae.